Molecule: messenger RNA, 3866 nt
Organism: Dermacentor andersoni
Lineage: Eukaryota; Metazoa; Arthropoda; Arachnida; Ixodida; Ixodidae
Gene: Fip1
Product: Factor interacting with poly(A) polymerase 1
Cellular component (GO): mRNA cleavage and polyadenylation specificity factor complex
Source: RefSeq, a predicted model, not a curated record
ACACUCCUUGUUUGAGCAAAAUGGCGUCUGCCGCAGAAGACGAUGAUGCUUGGUUGUACGGUGAUAACGACAAAACGGACGCUGGUGCAUCGAAUGAAAGAAGCAGUGAUUCGAAGUUACAGGUGGAUGAGUCAGCACUUUUGCAAAAUAAAGAUGAAUCGCAACAGGAUGACAGAGAAGCCGGAGAGCUUAGCUGCGAGGACGAGCAGGGCCAGCAGUCUGAGGGUCCAGCCACAGACCCCGUGGAGGUCGACGGGGAAGCAAAAGGCCCAAGUUCUGAGGCUGACAAGAAUGGCGAUGCUGGAGAUGGAGCAGAUGAGGACGAGGAUGACGACGAUGAUGACGACGACGAUGUUCAGGUGACGAUAAGAGACAUCAAGGCCCCCCCUUACAGCACCUACCCGGGACCAACCCAGACAGUGAACCUGAACAUCAAGCGGGGGCCCCCGUUCACCAGCAACCUGGGUCCUGGCUCGGGGGUUCCGGGGGUAGGCAAAACCAAGGGCCUUGACGUAGAUGAAGUGGCGCUCAUCAAUGGGACAUCCAUUUACGAGUUCAACAUAGAGUCCCUAGAGGACAAACCGUGGCGCAAGCCAGGUGCUGAUAUCACUGACUACUUCAACUACGGCUUCAAUGAAGAUACAUGGAAGAUCUAUUGCGACCGGCAGCGUAAGCUUCGAUCAGACAACAAUGUGCCUAUCAAGGAAUGGCGGACGGGGAGGAACGAAGUGCCCCAAGCACAUGUGUUUUUGGGCGAUGCCCCACUGGCCUGGCAGCAGCAGAGGCAGCAGCAGCAAGGGCCCCUUCCUCCUGAACCUCUGCUGCCGCAGGUGCCCAUCCCACCGGUAAACGAGAACAGCAAGUACACAGGCGUGGGCAUAGGCGUCCCCCCACCCCUGCUGGGCUCCAAGAAGGCGGGCCCCCCACCGGGGCGCAAGAUGUCCGGCAGCAUCGACGUCAUUGGCGGCGGCGCCCCGUCCUUGCCAAGCCGGCGACCGGGCGCCGCCAAGGAAGGGGUCAUUCAGGUGAUUGGCGCCGGGGAGCAGCCGAUGGGCGGCAUCACCCUGCCGCCGACGCACAUGCCGCCGCCGGGCUACAUGGGCAUGGGCCUAGACGGGCUCAGCGUGCCCCCGCCCAUCCCUGGCAUGAUCCCAGGCGUACCGCCACCAGGCUACGAGACGGGUGCUUUCCCACCUCCGCGGUUCACACACCCACCGCCGCCGCUGCCGGGAAGCGCCGGCGGAGGCGGCCCCGGUGGAGAUCGCAGCUCAUCGUAUGGAGAAGAUGGCCGAUCGUCCUACUACAACGGUGCCAGCGGGUAUGGCCAUCGUACGGGGACGACGGUGGAGGCAGUGGUGGUGGCGGCUCUUGGUCGGGCCGGGAACGCAGUGAGCGCGGCCAUGGCAGCGAGCGUGGAGACCGUAGCGAGCGGGGAGCGCGAACGGGACCGCGAGCGGCCCUCGUCGCGCCGGGAAUACGAUGAUGAGGAGCGGCGUGAGUCACGACGCUACCGCGAGUACUACCGCGAGAGGGAGCGAGAACGCGACAGGGACCGGGAGCGGGACCGGAGAGAACGAGGAGGAGGCGCUGAGGACGAGUACGAGGAGACAUCGUCGUCGUCACGCUACGAGCGGCGGCACCGCGAGCACCGCGGUGACAAGGAGGAGCGAGAGAGGCAUCGGUCAGAGAGGCGCCGCCGCCACCACCGGGGUGGGGACGAUGAAGAGGAGGAAGAGCGGCGCUCGUCCAAGCAUAAGCACAAGCGAUCCAAGAAGGAGCGCCCACCUGUCGAAGAGGCUGAGGCGCCUUCUGGCGAGGCUGGGGGCGCGCCUGAGGCAGCCGGCGAUGAGUCGAAGGCCGACUGACAUCCUGCGCCGGACGGUGAAAGUGUACAGUUUUGGCUGAAUAGUGUCUGGGAGCAGCAGGUGAAACAUUCAGACAUGCUUGGAGGAGACCAUGUCCAGAGAUGCUGGAGAGUCUUGCAGUACAGCAGUCUGCUUAAAAUGCAGUAGAAGCACUGUGCCUAGCACGAAGUAACGAAGACGAGGCAUGGGUGCCAGUGAUGUGUUAGUGUGCGAUUUGCUUCCACAGCUGUUACUGCCCUACCUGGUUGCCAGCUUCACAUGUGCUUGCUCUAGGAAACUUGCAUGAAAUGUUGUGGCUGCUACGGAGUCUCAUUCACAGCUUCUUCAGCACUGCCAGGAAUAAGUUUGAAAUAAGUUAAUCAGAUUAAGGCCCUAAUGGCAGGCUCAUUGGAUCGUCAAAUUGGUUGCAGCUGCUAUGUUUUAUGCGAGCUCCCUUUACCUUGAUGCAUACAUGCACUGUUAGCAUUUGCUAGGGACAGCAUCAGCAAUGGUGGUGGAACUAUAAGACAUCGAAGAGGGAUAAUAGUAGCCUAUGCUAAGACAUAUUUGCAGGCGUAUAUUUUUCCUACCUCUGGCUUUGCAUUGGUCAUCAAAUUCGUUUCACUAUGUACGGAGCUGACAGCUGUAUUCUGGAAGGUCAUUGCAGUGUCUCUGGCUGUGUCAGGCUUGUCAAGAACUUGGAUGUGGUUGCAUGUCUUUGAGGUGCUCACCACUCAAUGUGUACAGUGCCUGCUGUUUGAUUAGUUUUGGUUAAGCAUUAAAAUGAACCACAUUGUUCACUUAAUUGAAGAAUUCCAUGAAACUUUCACUGCAUUUCUAAAAAUUCCUGUUUAGUAAUUAUUUCCUUUCCUUUCUUUAAUUUUGGCUUAGCAUGCCAGGAAUUCAUGUUUACCUGCAGACGUUCUUCAACUCCUGUGCUAUGCAGCCCAGAUGAUGUCUGCCAGAAGCCCCUUGUGCCAUUGCACAUUUUUUCUUAUGGUAUUCAUGGUGAUAACUUUGAAAAGCAGCCUUUGGUAUUUUUUGUUUAUUGAACUUCAUGGGAAAUAUUAACAGCUUGUUUAAGUGUAUGCUUGAAGUGCUUGCUAUCAAGUUAAUGUCCUAGGUACCAAAAUUUUUUCUGCAUUAUGUCUUGAUUUCAAUUUUCAAAAAAAGAAAAAAUCUUUUGUGCUUAAUUAGUUUGAGUUGUAACCAUAGAAAUUUGUGCAUAGCUACCUUGUGCACACAAGGAUGUUGAACAAAAGUCCAGAUUUCUGCACAAGCUAGAAAUUAGUUUUGCCAUGCAUAUGCAUAUGAAAGCUUCAUGACGAUUCUGUGGAGUGACUGAUAUACUUCUGUUUCUGUCUCUUUUGGCACUUCUGUUGUACAGGUCGCACAUUUUAGCAUUGUUAUUGGCCCUCACGCACAUGUCCAGUACGAAGGUCAAACUGUGUUUCCAUGUUUAUUCACGUGGCAGUAAUUGGCUUUCAGUACCUUUUAGUGGGGCAGUUGUGCUCGCACACAUCUAGGCUGUGUGUGAGCUGCCGCCAAUUUUGCCUACAGGAAUAGCAUUAAUGUCAAGUUGAAAGCCAAGCCAUAGUUCGCUGUCAUUUUCACACAAGCUUUCCAAAGUGUGUCACGUAUGUCAUUGUACUGUACAAUUCGAAUGGUUUCAUGCACUGGAAAAAAGAAAACUCAUCUUUUUAAAAAUUAUAUUUCUGGGCGUACAUCAGCCAUGCAUGUUCAAAAUAAUAGGUGUGUUAGUCAGUUUUGAAAAAAGCAUACGUUAACGCCUGUUGGCAGUUCAGUGCGUCAGGUUGCUCAUGCCCAUGCCUCUCCAUGCCCAUCUGUGCUGAUAAGAGUGUCAUCAGUGUUUAGCCAAUUUGCAGAGUUCUUUGCCAUUGGCUUCCCAUACCGGCCUCACAUGUCACAUUUCAUCAAUCACCCAACUGUUAAUUUCAGACUCAUUCCCUGCUGAGCUUGUUUUCCUUGAGGUGAGAAAAUAAACUUAUUAUGAUUAUGUGA